AUGGUGUACACUCACACUAUGGCUCAGCCUAAUCAUACUGAGUUGCUGAGUGUGGAGGACAUGGAGACUUUGCUGGACGCUACAGGGUGUUCCACAGAAAUGAAGAAACCUGUGUGCAAAUCUGACUGUCUCUCAGAACGCUACCGCACCAUCACAGGCCACUGCAACAACAGACAGAAUCCUCUUCUGGGGGCUGCUAAUACCCCAUAUGCCCGCUGGCUUCAACCAGAGUAUGAGGAUCUUCGUGGGGCACCCAGGGGCUGGAACCCCCAGCAUACCUAUCACAACUUUACACUGCCUCUAGUUCGGUCAGUGUCACAGGAGGUGUUGUAUACCCAUAAUGAGAAUAUCUCUCUGGACGAGUCACUGUCUCACCUGCUCGUCGAGUGGGGGCAGUGGAUUGACCAUGACUUCGCACUUACCCCUCAGAGCCCGAGCACUGCCUCAUUCAAAACUGGAGCUGACUGCACACGCACCUGCAGCAGAGAUACGCCGUGCUUCCCUAUCCAGAUCCCUCUCUCUGACCCUCGCACAGGCGUUCAGAGCUGUAUGCCGUUUUUCCGCUCUGCUCCGAGCUGUGUGGGCCCCUCAGCUAUGCGUCGUCACAGAGAGCAGCUGAAUGCCAUUACGGCCUUCGUAGAUGCUAGUAUGGUGUACGGGAGUUCAGACACACUCGCUCUCGCUCUCCGCAACCUGUCCUCGCCGCACGGCCUGCUUGCCCACAACCAGCUGCAUUCUGACCACGGCCUCGCCUACCUGCCUUACCUGCCCCGCACACAUACACAGCUGGACCCCUGCGGCCCACGCCAGGAGACCAGUACUGUCUCACCGUCACAAACAGCAAAGAACACAACAUCCAUGGGGAACCUGACCUUCUGCUUUCAGGCGGGUGACUCUCGGGCCAAUGAGCACUUGGGGAUGAUUGCCCUACACACACUGUUUCUAAGAGAGCAUAAUCGAAUGGCUGAGGAGCUUCACAAACUCAAUCCCCACUGGAGCCCUGACACGCUGUACCAAGAGACCAGGAAAAUCCUUGGAGCUGUCCAUCAGGUCCUGACGUGGGAUCAGUACCUGCCACGUGUUCUGGGGCAGAAAGCACACUCUGAGCUCAUGUCCCCCUAUAAUGGCUAUGACCCUGAAGUUGACCCCAGCAUCACCAACAGUUUCUCAACCGCGGCCUUCCGCUUUGCCCAUGUAACAGUGCAUCCAGUAGUGAACCGACUCGGACCUGAUUAUCAGCUCCACCCUGAACAUCCACCACUGCCUUUGCACCGAUCACUGUUCGCAUCCUGGAGAGUGGUGGAAGAGGGUGGUAUAGAUCCAGUUCUGCGAGGGUUGUUGUUGUCUCCAGCAAAGCUGCAAGCUCCACAGAAGAUGAUGGUGGAGGAGUUGACCGAGAGGCUGUUCCAGGCUCAGGGGGGCCUGCCGCUGGACCUGGGGGCUUUAAACCUACAGAGAGGACGAGACCACGGCUUGCCUGGUUACAGUGCAUGGCGCCAGUUUUGCGGCCUCUCAGUCCCGGCAAAUGAGUCAGAGUUAAUAGAAAUUCUAGGUAAUGUAGGCUUGGUGCGUAAGCUGCUAGGACUGUAUGGCACAGCCCAGAACAUUGAUUUGUGGGUGGGGUCCAUCUCAGAGCCAGCACUGCCAGGUGGGAGAGUGGGGCCUCUGCUAGCCUGCCUGCUGGCCAAACAGUUCAGAGCACUCAGAGAUGGAGACAGGUUCUGGUGGGAGCGAGAGGGUGUUUUCAGUUCUGCUCAGAGACACUCACUGCGCACUGCGUCUCUCUCUCGCAUCAUCUGUGACAACACAAACAUUCGCCUGGUGCCCUCAGACGCUUUCACUCGUACACUGCAUCCUGACCAGCUUCUGCCUUGCACACACACAAACAUCACACACUUCAACCUCUCUGCCUGGAAGGAGCCAGACACUGACCCUGUGUGUGGCUCCAUCCCUCGUCUGAAGGUGGGUUUCUCUGUACUGUGUGAUUCUGCAGUGCUGUACCAGUGUCCCUCUGGCUAUGUGCUUCAUGGGGCUACACACAUCACCUGUGACCCCAACACACACUUAUGGACUCCACAACCACCCACCUGUCAAGAUAUAGACGAAUGUUUCAGACAGCCUUCCGUCUGCCCUCCAAACCUGCAGUGUAUCAACACACCAGGCUCCUUUAUCUGCUCAGAGUUUGCAUCUGCUCCUCUUUCUGCCUCCUCCGUUGUUGCUGCAGUUAUGGCAGUGCUGGCAGGAGUGGGCAUUAUGGCCCUAAUCAUGAUCUGCUACAGAAGGUUUUUCCUCAGAGAGGCAGAGCCAGUUACCAGAGCAUGCUGUGAGAGGAAACACUGAAAUGGUCAAUGUUUACAUGAGUGUAUUCAACUUUUUAUAUUUAUUUAUUAACUAGCUAAAUGUCUCCUCUGUAGAGAACAUGACUUAAAUGUAUUGUAUAUUGUCUUAAUACACAUGUACAGAUACUCACGUGCUUAUCUGACGCUUAUGCUGCUGUUUUUUGUUAAAUCACCUAUAUAUGAGUCACAUUAAGAACAGAAGCUGCGUCUAGGUCACACUGCUCCAGGAAGAUUUCCUUUAGCCAAGAUCAUCUCUCCUUAACACAGCGAAACUGGUCUCAGCUUAAUAUUCUACUACAAUCACAAAUACAGUAUUUUUGUCAGUGUACAGACUGGCUUGUUGUACAAAAUGUGUGUGUGUGUGUGUUGUGUGUGUCUUUAAGAGCUGACUCAUGUAAACAUGCUUUUCAUGUUUUCUUUGCCGUGGCUCUCUGUGAAACCUGUUCUGCGGCUUACAGUGAGACGUGGCAGGUUCAUUUUCUUUGCAAUGGUAGUUUUCUGUUGACCCAAGUAGGAGGCAUAUUAGGUUUGAUUUUUUAGGCAUUCCCAUUUGAAGAAUAAGGGAUGUUUCAAAUGCAAAUCUUUUUCAUCCAGUAAGCCAGACAAGAAGAGUUGUGAUAUUAACUGAGAUGCACAUUUUUCCUUGUGAUUAGUGAGUGUGUCACAUAUGAUCAACUAGAGUUGCUCAAUAGA
This is a messenger RNA of Colossoma macropomum (tambaqui), 3032 nucleotides long. It is a transcript of the gene epx, whose product is annotated as eosinophil peroxidase. Gene Ontology annotation, biological process: response to oxidative stress. Lineage: Eukaryota; Metazoa; Chordata; Actinopteri; Characiformes; Serrasalmidae. The coding region runs from base 1 to 2340 and encodes 779 amino acids. Gene Ontology annotation, molecular function: heme binding; peroxidase activity; calcium ion binding. The transcript has 14 exons. The record is from RefSeq and is a predicted model, not a curated record.